This is a messenger RNA of Hypomesus transpacificus, 2026 nucleotides long. RefSeq names its product 3-hydroxy-3-methylglutaryl-CoA synthase 1 (soluble) (gene hmgcs1). The record is from RefSeq and is a predicted model, not a curated record. Gene Ontology annotation, molecular function: hydroxymethylglutaryl-CoA synthase activity. The transcript is spliced from 10 exons. NCBI's taxonomy places the organism in Eukaryota, Metazoa, Chordata, Actinopteri, Osmeriformes, Osmeridae. Bases 137 to 1699 code for a protein of 520 amino acids. Gene Ontology annotation, biological process: acetyl-CoA metabolic process.
UAGGCGGAAGCUGGUCCGUCUCCUUUUUCGUCCGGCUGCGGGUGGUCGCAUCUCAAAUUCUGACCUUACGAUUUAUCUAGUCACGGUUAGGCAGUAAUCCUGUCAUUCACACUGUAAAUACUUCAGCCCUUACAAAAUGCCUGGAUCAGUCCCAGCCAGCGGUGAGGCCACAUGGCCCAAAGAUGUGGGCAUCAUUGCCAUGGAGAUCUACUUCCCCUCCCAGUACGUGGAUCAAGCAGAGCUGGAACAGUUUGAUGGUGUGUCAGCGGGAAAGUACACAGUGGGUCUGGGCCAGGCACGUAUGGGCUUCUGUUCAGACCGCGAGGACAUCAACUCCCUGUGCCUGACUGUGGUCCAGAGGCUGAUGGAGAGGAACUGCCUGUCCUACGACAGCGUUGGGCGCCUGGAGGUUGGUACCGAAACCAUCAUUGACAAGUCCAAGUCUGUCAAGACGGUCAUCAUGCAGCUGUUUGAGGAGUCGGGCAACACAGACGUAGAGGGAAUUGAUACGACCAACGCCUGCUAUGGUGGCACCGCCGCCCUCUUCAAUGCUGUCAACUGGGUGGAGUCCAGUUCCUGGGACGGUCGCUAUGCAGUGGUGGUGGCAGGAGAUAUUGCUGUUUAUGCUACUGGAGGUGCCAGGCCAACGGGGGGUGCUGGUGCAGUCGCCAUGUUGGUUGGACCCAAUGCUCCAUUGGUUUUUGACAGAGGUCUUCGGGGAACACACAUGCAGCACGCUUAUGACUUUUACAAGCCAGAUAUGGUGUCAGAGUACCCUGUUGUGGAUGGCAAGUUGUCUAUCGAGUGCUACCUGAGUGCGUUGGACCGCUGUUACUCUGUGUACCGCAACAAGAUCCAUGCACAGUGGCAAAGGGAGGGUGUGGAGAAGCGUUUUAGCCUAGAAGACUUUGGCUAUAUGGUCUUUCACUCUCCUUACUGCAAGCUGGUGCAGAAGUCUCUGGCCCGUCUCAUGCUCAACGACUUCCUGAGUCACCCCAACCCCAACACCGAGACUGGACCAUUCAGCGGUCUGGAAGCCUUCAGGGAGAUAAAGCCAGAAGAAACCUACUUUGACCGUGAUGUGGAGAAGGCCUUCAUGAAAGCCAGCACGCAGCUGUUUGAGGAUAAGACCAAGGCCUCCCUCCUGGUCUCCAACCAGAACGGCAACAUGUACACGCCCUCAGUGUACGGCUGCCUGGCAUCAGUCCUCGCACAAUAUACAUCUGAACAGCUGGCGGGUCAGAGAAUUGGAUUGUUCUCCUAUGGCUCAGGCUUCGCCGCAACACUCUACUCCCUCAGAGUUUCACAGGACUCAAAUCCAGGUUCUGUAUUGGACAAGCUGUUGUCCAGUCUGUGUGACCUGAAGGCCAGACUUGACUCCAGGAGAAAAGUGUCUCCUGCUGUGUUUGCUGAGAACAUGAAGCUGAGGGAGGAGACUCACCACCUAGCAAACUACAUUCCUCAGGGCUCUGUUGAUGAGCUGUUCCCGGGGACAUGGUACCUGAGCCGGGUGGAUGAGAAGCACCGCAGGGAGUAUGCCAGACGCUCCCUCAACGACGACCUACCCCUGGAGGCUGGCAGGGUGAACUCCACCACAACCAUAGAGCAGCACAUCCCCAGCCCUGCAAAGAAGAUGCCCCGAAUCCCUGGCACAACAGGUGGGCCAGAGGCAGUGGCCAUCAGCAACGGGGACCAUUAAGCUCCUAUCCUCUGUGAGGUCUAUUUUUAGGCUGACUGACACGUGGAGAUGGAUCAACUAGAACAAACAAACAAACAAACUGAAAGAAUGGUAAAUGAAGAGCAAUGUCCGUUCACCUCUUCAGUGAUAUAUCACUGACUGUGGUGUGACUCACCACAUCAUCUAUCCCUCUCUGAACUUGGUUUAUUUAAAAUAACAUUAAUUGUGGGAUUGUACACAUUUAAGUAGGUUAUAAUAUUUUUUUCGUGGGAGGCCCAGGAAAAAGACAUUGGCUUUGUCAAGGUUGCAGACACUCCUAAAAUUUUAUUCCUCAACUUUCUGUUCAGC